Messenger RNA from Chenopodium quinoa (quinoa), 1477 nucleotides. RefSeq names its product ALA-interacting subunit 3-like. The coding region runs from base 280 to 1320 and encodes 346 amino acids. NCBI's taxonomy places the organism in Eukaryota, Viridiplantae, Streptophyta, Magnoliopsida, Caryophyllales, Amaranthaceae. The transcript is spliced from 9 exons. Gene Ontology annotation, cellular component: endoplasmic reticulum; plasma membrane; Golgi apparatus. The record is from RefSeq and is a predicted model, not a curated record.
UUUAUUUUUUAUUCAACCUCAAACGUAGAAGCUUUGACCCUUCCAUCAUUUUGCUGUCUCUUCUUCAUCUGUAGUUUCUACCUCGCUUCUAGACUGCCUGAGUCUGGAAAGAGGUGGCUGGCUACCCAUUCAACCUAACGACUUUUCAAUUCUUUUCAAAGUCAUUAUUUCGCAGAGAUUAUUUGUAAUAUAAUUUAGAUAUCCCAGACUCAAGAAUUUCUCCCUUCUUAACGGUUCGAAUUUAAUUUUGUGGGUACUUAAUAAUUGAAGUCUUCUGCUAUGAGUUCGAACCCUACAUCGAGUUCUGGUGCUGGAUCAACAGAUCCUUCAGCAGCUAGAAGAAAUUCAAAGCGACCCAAGUAUUCAAGGUUCACCCAACAGGAGCUUCCAGCUUGCAAACCUAUCUUAACUCCUCGUUGGGUGAUUUCCGCAUUCAUGGUUGUCAGCAUUGUGUUUAUUCCAAUUGGAGUUGCUUCACUAUUUGCAUCUCGUGAUGUUGUUGAAAUUGUAGACCGUUAUGAUGAUGACUGUAUACCUGGGUCUAAAAGUGCAAAGAUCAGCUACAUCACAGGACCAAGUGAUAAAACCUGCAUUAGGACACUAAAUGUUUCGAAGCAUAUGAAAGCACCUAUUUAUAUUUACUACCAGCUUGAUAACUUUUAUCAGAACCAUCGCAGGUAUGUGAAAAGUCGAAGUGAUCAGCAAUUGAGGCAUAACAGAAGUGCUAAUGAAGUAAGCGCUUGCAAACCAGAGGAUACUGCAAACGGGAAGCCAAUUGUGCCUUGUGGUCUAAUAGCUUGGAGUUUGUUCAAUGAUACUUAUAGUUUUUCUAUAAGCAACAGGAACUUAACUGUCAACAAGAAUGGAAUUGCAUGGAAGAGUGAUAGAGAUCACAAAUUUGGGAAGGAUGUCUUCCCAAGUAAUUUUCAGAAGGGAGGACUUAUUGGGGGUGCUAGUUUAAAUGAAUCUAUUCCACUUAGUGAUCAAGAGGAUCUCAUAGUAUGGAUGCGAACUGCUGCUCUUCCUACUUUCCGGAAAUUAUAUGGCAAAAUACAUCAGGACCUGCAAGCUGGAGAUGUCAUAAAUGUCACUCUCAAGAACAACUACAAUACCUACAGCUUCAAUGGGAAGAAGAUGCUGGUACUCUCCACAACUAGUUGGCUCGGCGGGAAAAAUGACUUCCUUGGCAUUGCCUAUCUUACUGUUGGUGGCUUGUGUUUCUUUUUGGCAAUGUUAUUCACUCUCAUUUAUCUUGUGAAGCCAAGGCGACUUGGGGAUCCUUCUUACUUGUCAUGGAACAGAAAUCCAGGAGGAAGAUAAUCAGUUGUUGGGCUUGUGUUUGUAUCUGGAAGAGAUUUUGUAAAUUGAAAAUACUUGAUUAGUAGUGUAAUUGAAUGUUAAUGGAAAAUGUACACUCUAGAAAAAAAUGUUUGGUUCUCGGGAUUUGGAUGCUAUGAGGGAAAUGUGUUAUGUAUAA